Vitrella brassicaformis is the source of this 6156-nucleotide messenger RNA. The record is from the annotation of a GenBank genome assembly. Lineage: Eukaryota; Vitrellaceae.
CAGCAGGCAGGCAGGCACACGCACAGGCAGACGCGACGAACGACACGAGGUUCGGAGAGAGAGGUGUGGGGAGAGGUGGCGGGGGAUGGUUCGGUCGCUACACACAGGCGACUGACUGACUAGCUGCUGGAUGGUUUCAACUCUAAAGGGCUGGAUGGUUGCGUGCGCUGCAGAUGCAGGUGGCCGACAUCUUUCUUCACACACACACACCUGGGUUGGAUGGGUGGGAUGGGAGUGCGUGUGUGUGUGUGUGUGCAUGGCAUGGAAGUGACAACUGAGUGAGUCAGUGGCUUUGGCUCAGCUACCUACCUACCUACCUUGUUGAUUGGAUUGGAUUGGAUUGGAUUGGAUUGGGUUGUGUGACGGACGUGAGAGUGACGUGGCGGGCGAAAGAGAUGCCACAGCCAACCAAGGCAUAUAUGUGUGUGUGGUAGGUGUGUGUGAGACUGCUCUGUCUUGUCUGUCUGUCUGUCCGUCUGGUGGCGUGUUGGUGUGGGUGUGUCUGUGCGUUUUGUUUUUUGGAGGGAUGGGGGGAGGGGCUGGGUGGACGGAUGUUCGCACAUGCGUGUAUCUGUGCGCUGGUUCGUGCCUGCCUGCCUGUAUGUGUGUACGAGUGUGAAUGGCUGUGCGUGUACAUUGAUUUGAUUGUGCAUGUGUGCAUGCGGGGGGAUGUGCCGCAUAUAAACGCAAUGCGCCUCGAUCCGAUCCUCUCCGUCCAUUCCGUCCAUGUGUACAUGUUAUGUGUGUAUGUGUAUGUGUGUGAUGUCAGUGAGUGAGAAUGAGGUGAAUGAGGUGAGUGAGAUGUGCUCCAGAUGGACGUCUAUCUGGCAAAGGAAGACACAUAUUGCAAUGAAUAGACAACAUGGACAUUCACAGAUCUAUAUGUAUAUGUAUAUAUGUGUAUGUGUAUACAUGUAUGUAUGUAUGUGUAUGUGUAUGUGUGAGCGAUGGGUGGCGUGGCUGCGUGCAUUGCAUUGACUGUAUGACAUACCGACAUGAGAGAGAGAGAGGGGGCACGGACAAAUGCUCCGGACGAGGGAGGGGAGGGGGGAGGGGGGGAGGGGGGAGGCUGUCUACACGUCUGUCUGAGCGAGACACAAACCCAUCGGGAUCGGGAUCGGGGAUGGGCGGGCGGGCGGGCGGGCGGGCGGCUGUAUAUCUAUCUAUCUUGCACACUACCGACUCCCUCCCCUCCCCUACUCUGUCACUCUCUUUCUUUCAAGCGAAAGCGCCACAGAUUGACCAACGACCGAAUGAACCACGGCUGCGUAUCCUUCCUGGGCGGGGUGGAUGGCUGUUCCUCAUUGCUUGCUGUGAGUCAAGUCAAUAAUGAGGGUUUUGCGGAGAUAAACGAGACGAUGGAUAUGGACGGAUGGAUGGAUGGACGGACGAGAGACCCCUUGCUAAAAGGCAAUGGGGAAUUUUCUGGCUGGCUGGCUGGCGACGUGCCUGUGGGUGGGUGAGUGAGAGUGUGAGUGUCCUGUCGGCGGCCCCUGUCGACUCAGAAGCGACAGAUGUAUGCAGCCGACCACCACACGCCCCACGCCGAGAGAGAGAGAUUAGGAGGGACACGUGUGUGUGAGAGUGGACGAUGGAUGGAUGGAUGGACGGAAGGGCGUGAGUGCGUUUAGACAAAUCGACGACUGGGUUGGGUUGUGUUUCCCCCUCCCCCUCACUUAUCUGCCUGCCUGCCUGCCUGUCGCCCGCCCUCAGUGUUUUUGAACCUUAAUAACGAAGACCUAUGGAAUGAAUGGAUGGACAGAUGGACAGACAGAUGGAGGGUGGAUGGUUCCUUGAUGGAUUGAGGCACAGAAGUCGUCAGAUAGGAGGUCACCCCUCUCUCGCUGUCUCUCUCUCUCUCAGGUGGCCAGAUCGCAACCAGCCAUGUACAAAAUAUACACCGCACGCAGUGAUUGACUGACCCAUCCACACCACACCACACAGGAGGUCAGGUGAUGCAUCCAGGUCGUCAACACACACACGCGACACACGCGGGGGAAGGAGGAGUAGAAGGAGAGGAAGGCACCAACAACACGCCACACAGCAGUCACAAACCGCCCUCUCCCUCUCUUCCCCCUCUCCCUCGCGGCUCACGGCACGGCCAGUAACUUACAAAAGGUCGUCUUUUCUCUCACACACACACAGGUGUGCAGAGAGGCGACUACACAUAUCAAUCAGUCAACGCGCAGACAAGCAGGCAGGCAGGCAGGCAGGCAGGAAGACAUACGAAUUGAGAACAUCCCAGACACCCUCUGACGGACGGACGGACGAAUGGUUGCUUCCUUCGUUCGUUCGUUGAUUCAUCCAUUCGAUUGUCCGCACGCCAUUCGUCCACUCAUCCAUCCAUCCAUCCAGCAGAGGGAGUGAGUUCAAAACCAGCCGCCCACCCGUCCGUUUGCUUGACCCGCUCCGCUCCGCUCCGCAAAACAGCCUCUCAUCCACCCCCCCCCCCCCUCUCUCUCUCUCUGCGAUCAGUCGAUCUAACCACCUCCUGCACCACACCACACACACCACAAAGACACACAUCCAUCCAUCCAUUCCAGCGUCCUCCCUCCCUCCCUCCCUCAACUCUCUCUCACCUUUCUUGCCACCAUUGUUCUGGCCCUGCCCCGCCGUCCUAUUCCUGCGCGCCUCAAUCAUCCGCUCCAACGCACCCGGCCUCGGCACCACACCCUCACCGCCCUUCGGCGUCGCGCCGCCCAUUCCCAUUUCCUCGUCCAUCCGAUUGCCGCCCCACGACGACACGCGCUUGUGGCCCGACAGCAGCGCGGCGGUCUCGCUGUCAUCGUGGUGGCGGCCGUCGAUGUCGUCUGUGGUGCGGGGGUGGGUGAGGGGCAUGCCCCCUGCACCAGAUGGGUCGAGCAGCUGGGUGGAGGGAAGGGGGCGGGGGGAGGGGUGGUCCCCGCCGGCUGUGGUCUUGCCGCUGGGGAGCACCAUUAGCCUGAUACACACAUACACACACACACAGAGGAAUCAAGGACGACCAACGCAUUGAAACGGCCGGUUCCUCUCUCUCCCUCUCUCUGUGUGCGUGUGUGCCUCACCCAUCCUGUCCGCCCUGGCCGGCCUCCAGGUCCCUCAUCUGCGCCAUCUCCAUCUCGCCGACCAGCGCCCCGCCCUUUGCCGACGGCGGCGGUUCGCUGCGCCGAGCCGCGGGGCUGUCGGCCACUGACGACUCGUUGUCGGCACUGAGCGUGCCCACGGCAUAGGGGAAGGCGCCGUUGGUCGCUCCUGCUGCGGCAGAUGCCCCCGUGCCGGGCGGCUGGGCCUGAAGAGACGGAGACAGUGGGUUGGUGGACGGAGGGGGGAGGGGGGAGGGGGAAGGGUGUGUGUGUGGUUGGUUUGUUGUCGGACUGACUGACCCGUUGUUUGGCUUGUGCGUCUCCGCGAGAGGGCAUGUCGACAGCGGUGGCGGCAUUGUAGAUGGCGUAGCAGCUCCACAACAGAAAGGAGACUGACGGAUGGGAGAUGGUGAGAAGGGUGGAUGGACGGAUGGAUGGACUGUGUGUGCGUCUUGUGUCUGUUGUCUUAAGACGCAUAAAUUAGAUAACUUACCGAUGGCAGCGAUGAGGGCGAAGAUGGCAAAGGUGAUGAGGCCUGCACACACGCGCAAGCACACACACCAUACACCAUAAGUGAAGGCCUCCUCCCAUCUCGCCCCCCUCUGUGUGUGUGCAUGUGUUGUCCCCGCCUGAUUUAGCGUCUUCGUGUCUGGCGUACUGCAGGGCGCUGAAGGCGGCCGUGCUGUAGGCCGCCGCAGCUGUAAUGACCAACCACACACACACACACACAGAGAGAGAGAGAGAGAGACAGGGGGAGUGAGCUGCCCCACACACACGUGCCGACCCACCUAGUGAGAUGAAGAGAUUGAGGAAGUUCUUGGCGCCCGCCGGCCCGCCGCCCUGCAGAUCACUGCACCCAACCACCACACACACCUCUCUCUCUCUCUCCCUCUCCCUCUCCCUCUCUGUCUUGCUCGUUGUCUGUCUGUCUGUCUGCCUGUCUGCCUGCGUGUGUGUGUGUGCUUACGUGACGAUGACAGGCGAGAAGUUCUGCGAGCACAUUUCGGUGUAGGGAAAGCGCAGCACCAGCCGCAGGGUCGUCACCACCAGAAAGCACCCGGACGUGAAAGUCGUGAACAGACUCUGACAGACAAGCGCACACACACAGCCACAUCAGAUACGGGGAGAGGGAGGCACCCGUCCGUGUGAGAGUGGGUCAGCCAGGUGUGUGUGUGUGUGUGUGUGGAAGAGGCUCCCUGACCGACCGAGAAGUCUCUUCCGUAGUGGGUCAUGAAGAGCAUGGCGAGGACCAGCUGGGGGAUGUCUUCCAGCCACCGCACCAGGAAACAGUACGAGUAGUACAUCUUCGCCAUCUGCAAUAUCGCCUGCAACCAACGCAAUCAACACACCAACAAAAGAUAUGAUGGGCCGAUAUAUAAUAAAGUGGGUUUCCACGUGUGGGUGUCUUGGUGUGGGUGUGGUUGGAUGGUGGGAUGGCUCACCAUGUCGCUGCAGUUGAUGAUGUAGAACAGGAUUUUGACCGGCACAAAGACGGGGAAAUCUGCACACAGCCCCACACACAUGGUGUGUGUAUGUCCAGACUCUCUCUCUCUCUCUCUGUGAGUGUGUGUGUGUGUGCUUGCCCUCCAUCCAUCCAUCCAUCCAUCCAUUGGUCCCUUCAGUACUACUGACUGACCUUCUUUGGGCAGUUGGUGCUUGAACAGGCUGCUCCGCAUGAGGUACGCCAGCGACGCGAAGAUGAAGAUCGGCAUGGCCAUCAGCAGCACUGCAUCGUCCCAUCCGUCAAUCCACCCAUCCAUCCACCCAUCCACGCAUAUCAAUUCUAUCAGCCCAUUCGCUCACCGAUGACUCCCAGGUAGUAGUCUUCCGCCUUGCGCCACCCCAGCAGCAGCGGCGUGGCCACACGGAUCAAAAACACCAUGUCUGACCCACACAACACACACACAAUCACCCUUUCGCCUCGCUGUCCCUCUCCCUCUCCCCCCCUCUCCCUCCGGCGGCACCCACCUCCGAUGAAGUCAAUGUGUUCGACGGUCUCAUAGAUGAACAUCCACUUGCGCAUGGCGUUGAAGCUGUCCCACGACCACCACCAGUCCUCCAUCGUGAAGAGCACGUCCACCAACAGACGCUUCCGCCCCAGCCGGGGGUCCUGGCUGGGGUCCUGACGCACGUAGCCGCCCAGACGGGGGUGCCGCUGAGCGGACGCGUCGGGGGAGAUGCCCUGCUGACCCUGACCGACGCACAGAGAGAGAGAGAGAGAGAUGGAUGUGUGUGGUGUGUGUGGGAGGGGUUUAGAGGGGGGGGGGUGGCUGCGUACGUAUCUGAGUAGGGGCUGUUGGUGCUGGUCUCUCCUGCCGCCGGGGUUGUAGUCCCACGGCUCGUUCUGCUCCGUGAUGAACUUCUCGUGACUUGACAAACCAACCACACCAAUCACACCAAUCAAACCAAUCACACAACCCAGCACAGCACAGAAAGGCAUAGAGGCGUAUAACAACCCAAACGACCCUCCUCCUCCCCUCCCCUCCCCCCUCCCAGCUCACAGCUGCGUCAUGAUCUCGGCAUCCGCCCUCGAGUCGGCCCGCGCAAAGUGCCCGCCUGCCGUCAUCUCCGACGGUGCGAUGUCGCUGCGCGCAUCCGACCGCCCAUCGCCGUCCAUAUCAACCGACAUGGCGUCGCUCUGCUGCGACUGAUACAGCGGCCCAGGGUGGCCGGCAUACCCCAUAUACGAGCCACCAGCGCCACUGGGACUCGCGCCGAUGUUGCUCAUGCCCGCCUGCGAUGCGGGGCUGGGACCGUCCGGCCCCUCUGGAGGGGGCGCCGCGACGACAGGUGACACACUCAUGUAGUAGUAGGGUGGUCCUGGGAUGACAGUGGUGCUCGGGAGCUGGUUAACGUCGCUCAGAGUGGUGGUGGGGAGAGGCUCCGGGCUGUAGUACGGCGGUGUCGAUUCUUCAGAGCUGCGUGAGGGCGGCCACGAGCUGUCCAUGCGCAUAAGCACCCCGAGUGGUCCUGAGACGGAUGCUGAUACGGCGGCUGAGACAGAGGCUUGGGCAACGCAAAAAGUACUCAACCAUCAAAUGGUUAAAUGAAUGUGCUACGCCUGAGUCGCCGUUGGUGUGGGAAUGGCUCUCGC